GUCCCUCCCAGUCUCCCAGCCUCCCUUCCACAGACGACCAACACCCCUUCAUCCCCCAGUGGGCGACCCUCGCGGCCAAAGUUGCCUCACCUUUCGCGCAUAGCACGCGCCGGAGUUGCUCUUUCCGGCCAUUCUCGUAUCUUUAUCCAAGCUCCUGAAGCGAUAGCAAGGCUAUUCUCCAAUGGCAGAACAAGCUCCAUCGGCGGACGCCACGAACGAACCAGUCGCAGCUGCUGCCGACCCCUCGUUGCACAAGCAUUCGUCGCACAAGCAUUCAUCGCAGAAAGAAAUCCUCUCGGAGCUCCUCUCCAUCGCCGACAUUCCCGUUGCGUCGCACAAGCCGUCGUCGUCGUCGUCGCACCACCAUUCGCGUCACCAUGCGACGCCCACGACCGUCGUCGACCCAAUGCACAUCAAGGUGGCGGCCGAGCACCUCAAGGCCGCGCGACAGCACCAGAUAAUCGAAGAAGAUGCCUCAGGUUCUGCGACGGGCUCGUCUCCCCCGAAGCAAAGAAUUCGCAAUCGAAUCGCUGCGAGUGCAAACGCGAACGCUUCGCUGGACAGCUUUUUGACGACACCAGGCGACAACUCGCAGAGUGGUAACCAGACUGCUGGCGACGGGUCCGUUUCGGCUAACGCGAACGAAGGCAGCGGGGUUGCGAGUGUGUCGGGGUUAGAGGAGAUGUUUCCGUCGUACUCUGGCCACGCGAAAGCCAAUGCAGUUACCGAGACUGUUGCAAAUGUCGCGGAGUUGAAGAUAAAAGACGCAUCGACCUCGGGGAAAAACGACGAAGGAGAGACAAGGGAAAGCAAUGUCGGUUCGGAAGAUGCACAGCCUUCUGCUUCGGCAGUAGCGGAUACCACGCCUCAGCCUCGAGGUUCGGCAGCAGCUUCGGUGAAUGUUGAGACCUCGGAAGUUCUUGCCGCGAUUCGCCUUUGGGGCGCGAACACAGGAGCGGCAAACGCGGCAAGGAAUGCGGACUCGGCGUUUUUGCAGCCAUACCAAGGUAGCAGUUACAGCAGUUACGUGGAUGACCACAGAACUUCGCCGAGUGUUGCGCGGGAGGCUCGUGCUCGCGAAGAGUUGGCGAAACUGGAAAGGUCGCGCUCGAAAAGUUACCCUGAGUUGGCAGAACUCGACAAAGCGGCAACAGUGCCGAAAAUUAAGGCGCUUGGGGGAAUGCGGUCAGGGGAGAAAUCGAAGGACGCGGCUAUGGAUAAGCUCGGAAUUGGACAGGAGGAUUCGGAAUAUGCAGAUACCGAGUACUUUGGCUGGCUCUUGUCCGGAGGGUCCAAAUUCGCGAAGCCUUCGAACACGAGGCAAGGUCAGGAGCAGCCCCCCCCGAGCCAGUAACGGAUCCUGGGCCUUAUCUGAAGGGCCAGAGCCACGAGGUUGAAAACGCCAGCAUCAGUCAGACCACUGAUAGUAGUCCCGAAGGUGUUCAAGAGGCGUCAGACGAGAAUCCCCCCAGCUCACACCCAGUCAGCACACGCACCAAAUCCAAUCUCAAUCCCGAGACCAAAUGCCCAGAUGAAUCUCCCUUCCUACCCUCAGCAUCCACCACCUGCGAACCCUGCCAACACAGCAGUAACAGCAGCAGCAGCAACAGCAGCAGCAGCAGCAGCAGCAGCAGCGGCGAAGCCAAUGCCGGUAGAGGAGUCUCCAAGUCAGAAUCGAAGGCCAAUUCUUCCAGUAGAAAUAGUAGUGGGGAUGGUUGGUUAUCGGCUCCCUUUUCCAGGCAUAGAAAGGGCGGCAGGAAAGGCUCCAGUGGCAGCAGCUUGUCUCGGCAUUCCAUGACCUUGGGAGAAAGUAGCAGAGCCGAAGUCACCAAGAGGAGGCGCAGUUUGGAUAUGAAGGAGGUGUUAACCAAGGAGGUGCCCACCGAGGAGAUUGCACCAGUUGGUCUUGCAGCUAAUGCAGCUCCAACUCGUGCAGGUGGGGAUGUGGAGGUCGGGGGAGGAGGAGGCUCGGAGGCAGGAGUGCAGCUUGAUGUUUCCGGAAACUUGAGCUCUGCAGGGAUAAGGGAGGUUGCGAGGGGGGAGGAGGAAACUGCAAGUAAAGUGCCAUCAAAGUGGGGUUUUGGUUGGUGGGGUUUGCUUCGAAAGAGGUUGACAGUGAUUUAGAUACAUUAGCCAUGAUUGUGUGCUAGAGCUACAGAUUUGCUAGGGCAGUCUGACUUGCAUGAUCAAAUAGAAUUUUCUCCUGUUGGGCAUAUCUCAAUACGCAUGCGUUUUUUCCAUCAUU
This is a messenger RNA of Closterium sp. NIES-67, 2245 nucleotides long. The record is from the annotation of a GenBank genome assembly. NCBI's taxonomy places the organism in Eukaryota, Viridiplantae, Streptophyta, Zygnematophyceae, Desmidiales, Closteriaceae.